Messenger RNA from Spodoptera littoralis (African cotton leafworm), 1398 nucleotides. The record is from the annotation of a GenBank genome assembly. NCBI's taxonomy places the organism in Eukaryota, Metazoa, Arthropoda, Insecta, Lepidoptera, Noctuidae.
AUGUUGCUAAACGGCAAUAUGCCUAUUAGAUUCAAGCCAUUAGAAUUUAAUUGUUUUAAUUGGUUGUACAGUGUCGCACCAUGUUUUCCCGUAAAUGCAAGUAAAAUUAAUAUAAUCAAUGAUCCUAAAAAGUUUUACGAUACAUUGUGUGAUAGAUUUCGGAAUGCAAACCGACGAAUAUCCGUUGCAAGUCUCUACUUAGGAACUGGAACUAUGGAAAAAGAGCUCUUGGACAUUACCAAAAAGAAUUUAAAAGAUAAUAAAUGUUUAAAUUUCAAAGUUCUGUUAGAUUACCAGCGUGGUACGCGGGGAGAAGUGAAUUCAGUGACUCUGUUAAAAGACUUUGUUACCAGUGACACUAACCAGUGUUCAGUCAGUUUGUAUCAGACACCUAGAUUGCAUGGUUCAUGGUCCAAGGCAUUGCCGUCUCGGUAUAACGAGCUUGUGGGACUACAGCAUAUGAAGCUGUACAUAGCAGAUGACUCUGUGUUGUUGAGUGGUGCCAAUUAUUCCAAUGACUACUUCCAACAGAGACAAGAUCGCUAUUUAGAGAUUGAGGAUGCAGAACUAGCAAAUUUUUACAGUGAACUUAUAGAUGAGGUGAGCCAGUUUAGCAAAGAAUCCUCGAAGGAUGGUAUUAGGGAGAGGAAGUACGCCUCAAAGGAGUUGUUCAUUCAAGAUAUGAGAAAGAGUGUAAAUGCUUUUAUGACAAGAUGGCAGGAGCAACAGAUGAACAAGCUAAUAUCUUUUAGAAAUUGUGAAGAUGAAACAAAAGAUACCUGGAUAUUUCCUCUAGUACAAAUGGGAGAGUUUGGCAUCACUCAGGAUGAACAGGUCACCAAAAAGUUUUUAGCAACUGUUCCAGAAGGUUCCAUAAUCAGACUGGCUACUGGAUAUUUCAACCUUACAAAUGAAUAUGCCAAGACUUUAUUGAAAGACUGUAAGGCCAACAUUAGUUUGUUAAUGGCCCAUCCAAAUGCUAAUGGAUUUUUGGGUGCUGCUGGUCCAGCUGGCGGAAUUCCUCACGCCUAUUCAUUAAUUGCUAGGAAGUUUUGGCAAAGAGUUUUAGAUUCUAAACAGAUGAACAGAGUGGAGAUGUUGGAAUAUGAGAGACCUGGGUGGACAUUCCAUGCAAAAGGAUUAUGGUAUUACCCACCAGGCUGUGGAGUGCCAUGGGCUACAAUAGUAGGUUCUGCAAACUUGGGUGAACGGUCUGUCAGACGCGACCUUGAAGCACAGGCUGCCAUAUUCACUAUAUCACCAGAGUUACAGCUGAAAUUACAUGAAGAAUCACAGCUGUUGCACAAAUUUGCAACGGAGUGCAGUAGUCAACUACAGAAUAGAGACACUCCUCUAUGGGUACGAGCCACAGUUGGUCUGUUUAGAACAUAUUUUUAA